GGGGGUAGGAGUGUGGGUGUACGUGUGUCUGGGCAUCGGGGGGCACCCACAUCACCCCUGCUUUAGACGGACGAGAGGUGAGGAAGCAGAGGAGGAGGAGGGCUUGGCUCUGGCUCCCCCAGCCCCUCCCCAGGGCCAGCGUGAGCUCAGGUAUCCUGGCCUGGCCGGGAGCCCGGAGUGCGGGCUCGCUCUCCCCACACCGCUCCUUGCACUGGGGUCUGGGAGGGAGCAGCUGCUCUGGAAGCGUGGUCCCCGGGGUGACCCAGCACAGCCGUCCCCUGCUUCCCGGCCCAGCGAGGAUAAGGAACCUGCCCCUGCCCCGGGGCUCGAAGGAUGGAGUGCCGCUUGAUUUUCUCUGAGACGAGCCCACCCGUCCAGCAAGAUAGAGUCCCUCAGGGUGACGGUUGAUUUCCUGAAGGUGCCCCUUGGCCUGAAGAAGCCGGUGGUGAAGGAGGUGGCUGUGGGGCCCCCCAGAAGGCCCCAGCCCGUGGCCCUGGAGCGCUACAAGGCGCGGCGUUCGGACGCCAUGGACACCGAGUCCCAGUACUCGGGCUACUCCUACAAGUCGGGCCACUCCCGCAGCUCCCGCAAGCACAGGGACCGCCGUGACCGGCACCGCUCCAAGAGCCGAGACGGGAGCCGCGGCGACAAGUCGGUGACGAUCCAGGCUCCAGGGGAGCCCCUGCUGGACAAUGAGUCCACGCGGGGGGAUGAGCGGGAUGACAACUGGGGGGAGACCACCACAGUCGUCACGGGCACCUCAGAGCACAGCAUCUCCCACGAUGACCUCACGCGCAUCGCCAAGGACAUGGAGGACAGCGUCCCCCUGGACUGCUCCCGGCACCUGGGGGUGGCGGCGGGGGCCACGCUGGCGCUGCUGUCGUUCCUGACGCCGCUGGCCUUCCUGCUGCUGCCCCCGCUGCUGUGGCGGGACGAGCUGGAGCCGUGCGGCACAGCCUGCGAGGGCCUCUUCAUCUCCGUGGCCUUCAAGCUGCUCAUCCUGCUGCUGGGCAGCUGGGCGCUGUUCUUCCGGCGGCCCAAGGCCUCGCUGCCCCGCGUGUUCGUGCUGCGCGCCCUGCUCAUGGUGCUCGUCUUCCUGCUCGUCGUCUCCUACUGGCUCUUCUACGGGGUCCGCAUCCUGGACGCCCGCGAGCGCAGCUACCAGGGCGUCGUGCAGUUCGCCGUGUCGCUGGUGGACGCGCUGCUCUUCGUGCACUACCUGGCGGUCGUGCUGCUGGAGCUGCGGCAGCUGCAGCCUCAGUUCACGCUCAAGGUGGUGCGCUCCACCGACGGCGCCAGCCGCUUCUACAACGUGGGCCAUCUCAGCAUCCAGCGCGUGGCCGUGUGGAUCCUGGAGAAGUAUUACCAUGACUUCCCUGUCUACAACCCCGCCCUCCUCAACCUGCCCAAGUCCGUACUGGCCAAGAAAGUGUCUGGCUUCAAGGUGUAUUCCCUCGGAGAGGAGAACAGCACCAACAACUCCACGGGCCAGUCCCGGGCCGUGAUCGCGGCCGCGGCUCGGAGGCGGGACAACAGCCAUAACGAGUACUACUACGAGGAGGCCGAGCACGAGCGGAGGGUGCGCAAGCGGAGGGCCAGGCUUGUGGUGGCAGUGGAGGAGGCCUUCACUCACAUCAAGCGGCUGCAGGAAGAGGAGCAGAAGAACCCCAGGGAGGUGAUGGAUCCCCGGGAGGCAGCCCAGGCCAUCUUUGCCUCCAUGGCCCGCGCCAUGCAGAAGUACCUUCGCACCACCAAGCAGCAGCCUUACCACACCAUGGAGAGCAUCCUGCAGCAUCUCGAGUUCUGCAUCACUCACGACAUGACGCCCAAGGCCUUCCUGGAGCGGUACCUGGCGGCCGGACCCACCAUCCAGUACCACAAGGAACGCUGGCUGGCCAAGCAGUGGACACUGGUGAGCGAGGAGCCCGUGACCAACGGGCUCAAGGACGGCAUCGUCUUCCUCUUAAAACGCCAGGACUUCAGCCUGGUGGUGAGCACCAAGAAGGUCCCGUUCUUCAAACUCUCGGAGGAGUUUGUGGAUCCCAAGUCACACAAGUUUGUCAUGAGGCUGCAGUCUGAGACCUCGGUGUGACUGAGCAGCAGCGGCGGGGGACGCGGGGUCCUGCGGGUGGGGGAGGGCUUGGCUCUCGCCUCCUGCCGCCUCUGUCCUCCUGCCCCCGUUUACUUUUACUUGAAUUGACUCCCCCACCCAUGUGCUCCCCUCCUCGUAACUGCCCCGCGUGAGCCUGAACAGGCCACUGCGCCAGCAGAGCCUGGGAAGCACCCCCCCGCCCAAGCCCUCACUUGGUGACAUCAUGCAGGAAGCCUGUGCCUCUCCCCCUCCCUCCGGGAUGGCAGUCCUUUCCGAGCCCCCACUUCCUAACAAGGCAGGUUCUUGUCGCAGCUUCCUUCUGUGGCCCCGACAGAGCGUCUUUGGGGCACAGAUGGGACCGCAGAGAGCCUUGGUGCCAGACUCCUCCAGAUGGUGGGUCCCAGCCCCUCCUGCCUGCUCACCUGCAGGGUGCCCCGCGUCCCCCACUGCAGGGUCCGUGUCAGGGGUGCCCUGCCAGGUGGUCCCUGUGGCUGUCAGAGCCUGCCCCGCGCAUCCACACUGCAGAGUGAGGGGAGAUCCGACCCGUGUCCCUGAGCCUCCAGCUUGUUUCUGAGUCGUGGGGUCUCUGGUGACCAGAGACCCUCUGAGCGCCCCUCCUGGGCUGUGGGGGGUUCCUUCCUUCCCUGGGUCCCACCUAGGCGGCCUGGGAGGCCUGGGGGAGCAGCGCCGACCCCUGCCCGACCCUGCCCAUGACCUUCCCGAACCUUCGUGCCCUCCCUGGGGCAGCUUGCCCUCGGGGAAGGAUGGACGGCAGGGCGACUCCCGCAGAUCGAGCGGCUUGGGACCACACCGACCAACUUCUUUCCUCCUCUCUGUCCCUCGACACCCCCCCCCCCACGCGCCCCGACCCCCGUGUGUCUUUUCUCAGCGCCAGGGCCCUGUUGCCUCAUCUCGUUUGUGGAGGAAGCCACCCGCUCCUCCUCACCCCUGCCUUAAGCCCACUUUGCCUCAGGGGUCUCCUCUCCUUGGCUGGCCAGGGUCCCCUCCUUUCUCCCCGCCUGGUCCCCUGGGCGCUCGUGUCCUUCGGUGUCGGGGUGAGGGGCCCCCGGGCUCUCUGUCCAUCCCGUGGAGCUCCUGUCGUCUACACCCAAUCCUGGUUCCCGAGAGUUUGGGUCUCGCUCUGAGCACACUUCCCCCGCCUUCUUGGAAUCUGAGCCUCUCCUUCGGACGCCCGUGGGUCCGGGUUUUAGCCGAGGGUGCGGGACCCCCCGGGCUGCAGGGUGGCGGCCAGACCCCUCCUCGGGCGCUCAGUGCUGCUUGGCCCCUGGGAUAAGGUCCCCCCCCACCGCCCCUACCCGCGUGGAGGGUCCCCGUCCCCAAGCCGCCUCCGAUGCCUCCGAUGCCCCCGCCGUCCUGCGCUCCCUGCACUUGGCUGGAGAAGGGCUGGGGGUGUGGGGCUCGUCCCGGCUGGGGGGUGGGAGGUAUCCCUCUGCCCUUCGAGGGCCUGGCUUCAGAGGAGUCCCUCCUGGGGCACGUUCCUAAAUACCUCACUGUCCUGCAAAAGGCCCGGAUGGGGGGCAGCAGCUGGGGGGCAGCAGCGGGGUGCGGUGCGCAAGGGAGGGGUGGGGGGGCAGGGGCGAGCAUUGGGGAGCUUCCGAGCUGCCCUCGUUGGGGGCGGGGGAGUGUUUAUUUUCAGCACCUGCCAUGUUUUUAAUCACUGUGAUUUUUUCAUUCCUUUUUUCCUAAAACAACAACAACAACAAAAACCUUUCCCCGCGACUCUAAGCACUAAGGGCUGUGACUGAGAACGGUAGUGUUUGGGUCCUUUGCGUCAGAACUGUGGUAUCUUUGUCUUCUUUGACGAUUAUUAUAAUUAUUUGUGUUUUUUAAGACGUCAGGAUGAGUUGUCACGUGUUGGGCUGCGUGCGUCUUUUGCUUCUCCUGCUCGGGGAGUCGCCUUGGUGCUGUGAGCUGCUGGGGGCGUGGCGGGGACCCAUCCCUGCGGGCGCUGGCCCCCCACUUGGUGGGUCCCACCACCUGCUGGGUUUGUUACUGCUCUCCUGGGCGGGGCGCCUGCCUGUGCUCCCCCCCCCCCACCCCGGAUCUGUGGCCGGGUCUCCCCUACACCCCGGCACCCCAGCGCCGCCGCUCCGUCCCCACCGGGCCUGCCUUGUCAUCACCUUGGGGCGCCGCAGGCCUCAGGCCUCACCUACCUCGCCACACUGCCGCGUCCCUUUUCUCUUAAAGGACCCCGACCCCCCCCUUCGUGCUCGGUUUCUUUGAUCCUUCGUUGUUCCUUCCCAUCCUGUCCCACCUGAGCCUUUUCAGUUCUCGGCCCACAUCCCUGUUGCAAGCCCCCCACCUGCGGUACCUGUGAAGAGGCAUUGGGACCCCCGGAACCUUCUCAUCAGCAGCACCCCUUCCCAGAGUCCGUGCUUCUCUCCUCCACGGGGCCCGAGGAGCGCCCUCGCCCCUCCGUGCUGUCUGUCCGCUGUCCGUCCUCUGUCUGUCCUUCCCCUGUCCUUCCCCUGCCCUUCCCCCAGGGCAGCAUCUGCUGAUGGAUUCGGUCCUGGUGUGUGAUUGUUGUGAUUUGUUCUCCUGUGCGCGAAAGGAAGGCGGCUAGUUUUGGGUCCCUUCCAAGUGAGAUUGUAAAUGUAGAAUUUGCCACUGUUGAAUCUAGAUUUCUUUUUCCCCUUUUCUUUUCUUUCCUUUUUCAUUUGUUUUUUUCUUUUCUCUCUUUUCUUUUUCUUUUUUCUGUUUUUUUUUUGGGGUUCAGAGACCUUGUGCAUGCAUGUAGAAAAUUGUAAAAUGUAAAUUUUUUUUUAAUAUAUAAAAAGCUUGUUUUUACAGUUUGCAGUGGAUCUAAACAUUAUGGCAAUUUUAGGGAUUUUUUUUCUUAAACAUAGGAACUAAAACUGUACAAAUUUUUUUUAUAUAAAAUAAAGACAUUUGACUUUUGUGGGGGCA
Messenger RNA from Canis lupus familiaris (dog), 5020 nucleotides. RefSeq names its product VANGL planar cell polarity protein 2 (gene VANGL2). The record is from RefSeq and is a predicted model, not a curated record. NCBI's taxonomy places the organism in Eukaryota, Metazoa, Chordata, Mammalia, Carnivora, Canidae. Gene Ontology annotation, cellular component: plasma membrane. The transcript has 8 exons. Gene Ontology annotation, biological process: Wnt signaling pathway, planar cell polarity pathway; multicellular organism development; establishment of planar polarity. The coding region runs from base 527 to 2092 and encodes 521 amino acids.